Molecule: messenger RNA, 2136 nt
Organism: Miscanthus lutarioriparius
Lineage: Eukaryota; Viridiplantae; Streptophyta; Magnoliopsida; Poales; Poaceae
Source: the annotation of a GenBank genome assembly
AUGAGGGCGGCGCCCUUCAGUGCCGACGGGAGCGGGGCGGGGACCAUAGAGGCGCUGCUUUGGCCGGACGGGAAGGGCGGCGGCGGACGGGACCUGCUGGUGGAGCCGACGUCGGUGCUCGACUGCAGACGGAGCCCGAGCCCGCCGUACUCGACAUCGACGCUGUCUUCGUCCCUGGGCGGCGCCGCGAGGGACUCCUCUUCCGGCGUGGCAGCGGAUUCGGAGAACAGCGCCGCCGCCGCCGAAGCCACCAAAUGGGCGGCGCCAGGCGAGCACGGCGGCGGCGGCGGCGGUGGAGGCGGGAGGAAGGAGGAGUGGUCCGGUGGUGAGCUGCCACCCAUACCGGGGACCCUGGACGUCGGGUUCGUCGGGGAGGAGGGCUGGGACGCCAUGCUCAGCGACGCCGCGGCGGUGGCCGACCAGGACCAGACAUUCCUCAACUGGAUCAUGACCGCGACGGGCGACAUGGAGCCGCCGGCGCCGGCGCUCCUCGGCAAUGCCGCCGGCUUUGGGUUCCCGACCUCGGACCCGCUCGGGUUCUCCCUGCAGCAUCACCCAAGCGGCGGCGCCUCGGCCGGGGCGCUGGCCUCCGACUUGUCGUCCCCCGGCGCGAGGUCGCUCACCAGCGGCAGUGGCAGCAAGGCCACUUCCACUUUCGGCCUCCUACCAUCCGAGGCGGUGCUUCAGCCGCCGCCGCCGCCGGCCACGACCAUGGCUUUCCACGACGGUGGCGACAUAAAGCCCCUGCUUCUUGGAGUCCCGUCGGCAAGUCUACUCAAUCAACAACAGACGCUGCGCGCGGCCUCCUUCUUCAUGCCGCUCCCCACCUUUCCCGACCAUCAGCACCAGCCACAUCUCCCGCCCCCGCCGAAGCGCCACCACUCUAUGCCCGACAACCUGUUCCUCCUCCAAAACCAGCUCCACCCGCCGCCGCCGCAGGGUCUACCAUUCCCACCACUGCAUACCACCGGGCCCUUCCAGCUCCAGCCAUCGCUGCAACCGCCGCGGGGAGCGAUGAAAACAACCCCGGCGCCGCAGCAACAUCAACAGCUUCUGGACGAGCUUGCUGCCGCGGCAAAGGCGGCUGAGGUCGGCAACUCCAUCGGCGCGCGAGAGAUAUUGGCGCGGCUCAAUCAGCAGCUUCCCUCAAUCGGGAAGCCUUUCCUCCGCUCCGCUUCCUACCUCAAGGAGGCCCUUCUCCUCGCGCUCACCGACGGCCACCAAGGCUCCACUCGCCUAACCUCCCCGCUCGACGUCGCCCUCAAGCUCGGUGCAUACAAGUCCUUCUCCGACCUCUCGCCUGUGCUCCAGUUCGCCAAUUUCACGGCCACUCAGGCGCUUCUCGACGAGAUCGCCUCAACAACUUCAUCUUGUAUCCGCAUCAUUGAUUUCGACCUUGGUGUUGGUGGCCAGUGGGCUUCCUUCUUGCAGGAGCUUGCACACCGCCGUGGAACUGGGAACAGCCCCCUGCCGAUGUUGAAGCUCACAGCCUUCGUCUCAAGUGCUUCCCACCACCCACUUGAGCUGCAUCUUACUCGGGAGAACCUCUCACAAUUUGCUGUGGACCUUGGCAUUCCAUUUGAGUUCACUGCCAUCAAUCUCGAUGCAUUUGAUCCAGCAGAACUCAUUCCUCCUACUGCCGAUGAGGUUGUCGCUGUUUGCCUCCCUGUUGGUUGCUCUGCACGCACGCCACCACUUCCGAUGCUGCUUCAGUUGGUGAAACAGCUUGCUCCUAAGAUUGUCGUGGCUAUUGACCAUGGUAGUGACCGGGGUGACCUCCCAUUUUCACAGCACUUCAUGAAUUGCUUCCAGUCUUGUAUGUUCCUUCUCGACUCACUUGACGCUGCUGGUACUAAUGCGGAUGCUGCCAGUAAGAUUGAGAGGUUUCUGAUCCAACCGAGAGUAGAGGAUGCAGUACUUGGCCGGCGUAAAGCUGAAAAGGCAAUGGCUUGGCGGGCAGUGUUUACAUCGGCCGGGUUUGCUCCAGUGCCGCUCAGCAACCUUGCAGAAGCACAAGCUGACUGCCUCUUGAAGCGGGUGCAGGUCCGAGGAUUCCACGUGGAGAAGUGUGGAAUGGGUCUAGCACUCUACUGGCAGCGCGGCGAGCUCGUGUCUGUCUCGGCAUGGCGGUGCUGA